AUGAUUCCUCCAGGGGAAUGCCUAUAUGCUGGGAGGAAAAGGAGGAAACCCAUUCAGAAACAAAGGCCUGCAGUUGGGAAUGAAAAAUCAAAUCCUUCAAAGAGACACAGGGACCGUCUGAAUGCGGAACUGGACCACCUGGCCAGCCUCCUGCCUUUUCCACCUGACAUCAUAUCGAAGCUGGACAAACUUUCCGUCUUGCGCCUUAGUGUCAGCUAUCUCCGAGUUAAAAGUUUCUUUCAAGCCAUUCAAGAAAAGCACUUUAAGAAGCAAGUUGGCCAAACAAUAAAAGAAGAUAAUGUAUCUAACAAGACUGCUGUACAAGAAGGUGGACUUCUACUAGAAUCACUGAACGGUUUUGCGUUGGUGGUGAGUGCAGAUGGAAUGAUAUUUUAUGCGUCAUCAACGAUUGUGGACUAUCUAGGGUUUCAUCAGACUGAUGUAAUGCACCAAAACAUAUAUGACUACAUUCACGUGGAUGAUCGCCAGGAUUUCUGUAGACAACUGCACUGGGCCAUGAAUCCUCCCCAGAUUUUGUCUGGACAGCAACUACAGGCAGAAACAGGAGAAGAAUAUAUUCUCAGUAAAUUGUUUAAAGCACAAGAGAAUGACAGCACGACAACAGAUUAUUCUUCCUUCUUAACUCGUUGUUUCAUCUGUCGAGUUCGCUGCUUGUUGGACAGUACUUCUGGCUUCCUUACGAUGCAGUUCCAAGGCAAACUAAAGUUUCUUUUUGGACAAAGGAAGAAGUCCUCAUCAGGAACAGUAUUGCCACCUCAGCUGUCCUUAUUCUGCAUUGUGGUACCACUUCUGCUCCCUUCUGUGACAGAGAUGAAGAUGAAAAGCCUGCUUGUGAAAGCAAAACACAAAGCUGAUGAUGCAGGAGCAGUGAAUACAAAGUAUUUUCAAAUUAAUUGUUUAGCA
This is a messenger RNA of Pelecanus crispus (Dalmatian pelican), 924 nucleotides long. Lineage: Eukaryota; Metazoa; Chordata; Aves; Pelecaniformes; Pelecanidae. The record is from RefSeq and is a predicted model, not a curated record.